CAAAGAUCGUGCAGCACCGAUAAGGCAGUUACCGUUACGGUAACCAACGACAAAUGUCAAAAAGUGACAGGAAAACGACGAAUUGUGUUUAUGUGCCAAAAAAUGUUCUAACAAUAACAGAAAAAUGAGCGACAAGAACAGAAAUUACACGAACGGAGCGAUGGAGAAGAUAAUCGGGAAUAUAACCGGGGAAAUGCAAAAUUCCGACGGCCAAUAUGUACCACUAGCUUUUACACCUCCACCGACGACGCAAAUGAAUUGGAAUCAACCCCAAAAUUCGUAUAUCAACCAUUAUAACAUAAAUGAACCUCCUCGCCCUGCCAUGGACCAUUAUAACGCAAACUUUUACGCUAAUCAGAGUUUGUACGAACCUUCUCCAUUUCAAGAUUUUGAAGCUUACAAGCCGAGUAAUCCAGAUCUCAAUUUACUUGAUAGGUUAUUUACACCCAGUGUUCAACAUAUACCUGAUAAUUUAAUGCAGAAUCAGCCAGUAGAAACCUCGCAUACAUUAAUUGAUAACCUUGUUGGUAAUUGGGUUAUGCCGAACAAUUCAGGUACAUAUACGCCAUUUGGAACUGAUACAUUUAAACCUAAUGUAUUUGAAAUUCACUAUGAUAGAGAUAAUAAUAGUAGUAAGAAAAAUCAUCAAUUUUAUGAAGAUACAAGGAUUAUCGAUGAAGAGAAGCAGUUUCCUUUUGGGAGAGAUCCUCGUAAACCUAGAAUGGUUGCAGAGGUUAAACCUAUGAGACCCAGUUACUCUGAUGUUUUAACAAAACCUGUACCUACAACACAAACAAACACUAAACCAGUUAAAAAUGACGUUAAUAAAGAACAAAAACCCAAAAAGGACAACAAAAAACAAAAAUCUGAUAAAAUACAAAAAAAUAUUAAUCGCAGUAAUAUAACAAUGGAAAAUAGGGAUUUAAACACCCAAAAACCAGAAAAAAUAUUUAAAAACACCGCUAAAAACCAGCUACCAAGAAAAUGGGCUUCUCUGGACAACAUUUCAGAAAAACCUGAGGAAAAAAAGAAGAAAUCAGAAAUAACUAAUAAACCAAAUAAAAAAAUCAACAAAACUGUGAAUGAUAUUGAGGAUAGUGAUCAGUCGGAUACUCUGAAAACUGAAACUUUCAGUACAAGCAAAAAUGGGGUUAAAAAAAUUACUAAGCCCAUUGGGAGAAAUAAGCCCAAUGAUUCUUUUGGGAGUAACAAUGAGAGACCCCCUGGUAAAAGGAAUCAGAGGACUAGAAAAAGGGAAACACAUGUUCCAUUUGGCGUAUUUGGUCAAAAACUGAAGCAAUACACCAAAGGUUGGUGGAAAUUGAUCACCGUUUUCGUUUUAUGGCUUUUUAACUUGAUCUCGGACAUUUGCAGUUUAAGUAUACACAUCAGCAAAGACCUCGCUUUCAUUACCUGGACAUGGCUGCGCGUGCAUUGUUCGCUAUUCCUGGAAACUACAAAUUCCAUAUUCAAAAACAUACGAUUGUUCAAUUGGAUACGGGAUAAGUUCAAAGGAAGAAAAAGGGUCGAGGAGGAAGAUGAGCAAAGACCUUUUACACCUAAAGGACUGCAGAACAAUAUAAACAUGCCUACAACAGGCGAUGAAGCCAUGAGAAGACUUUUGGCUUGCAAAGGAAAGGAUCCUUACAGCAUUUUGGGGGUGGCCCCCGCAUGUACUGAUGAUGACAUAAAACGUUACUACAAGAGACAAGCAUUUUUAGUCCACCCAGAUAAAAAUCCAUUACCCGGUGCAGAAGAAGCUUUCAAAAUCCUAGUUCACGCAUUUGAUAUGAUUUGUGAACCUGAAAGAAGGGCGGCCUAUGAUAGAGGGGUUGUAGAGUCAGCCCAGGUGGUACAAGCGUGGAGCGAGCUAAACGAUCUCUUGCAGCAGCUUCAGCAGAAGGUGGAAGCUGCCGCGAACACGAUACGGUGCAGCGCGUGCGGCUUCCGGCACAAGCGGAUAAAGGUGGAGCGACCCAGCUACGCGGCGCGCAACUGCAACACGUGCAAAAUCCACCACGCGGCCCGCGAGGGCGACAUCUGGGCGGAGGCGCGCGUCAUGGGCUUCCUCUGGCACUACUUCGCGUGCAUGGAGGGCAACGUCUACGACAUAACGGAGUGGGCCGGGUGCCAGAAGGAGAGCUUGAAGCAUCUAAGGCCGGAUUCGCACCACGUGCAGUACCGCAUCGCGUUGGGGAAGCAGUCGCAGCCGCCCAGGAGGAACAGCGCCUCGCCCAGGACAGACAGGCCGGAUCUGGAGAACCUACUUAACACCCUGUACGGGCAGCAAAACGAUCUUUCUUCCCAAGGAACACGACGCAGGAAUAAGAAAGCGAACAAAUGAGUUUCUGGACUUUAGACGACUUUUUUUCGAUUUUAUUAAUCAGUUUAUGCUACCAUAUGUAAUUAUGCGCUUAAUAAAUGUUUCCAUCAGA
Brassicogethes aeneus is the source of this 2435-nucleotide messenger RNA. NCBI's taxonomy places the organism in Eukaryota, Metazoa, Arthropoda, Insecta, Coleoptera, Nitidulidae. The record is from the annotation of a GenBank genome assembly.